This is a messenger RNA of Anopheles coluzzii, 1795 nucleotides long. RefSeq names its product terminal uridylyltransferase Tailor-like. Lineage: Eukaryota; Metazoa; Arthropoda; Insecta; Diptera; Culicidae. The transcript is spliced from 4 exons. The record is from RefSeq and is a predicted model, not a curated record. The coding region runs from base 164 to 1771 and encodes 535 amino acids. Gene Ontology annotation, molecular function: poly(A) RNA polymerase activity. Gene Ontology annotation, biological process: mitochondrial mRNA polyadenylation.
AGCACUACCUAAGUUCCCAAGAUGACAUUGCAGCAAUACGCGCGUACAGUUCGUUGAACGAGUUCGAAUCUUUUGUUUAUGUUAUUCCUGUCCUAUUGCUUCACCAGACCUUUUACCUGUUGUGCGCGUUUUUUUUUUCUUGACCACAUUUUACUGUAACAAAAUGUCGAAGGACUAUUUAGCAACUAAUUUGUUAAUCGAAACACUGACGCUCAAUCUGGCGUCCUACGAGCCGGGUCCCAAAACCAUCGACACAUUUACCCUGGACCAGAUAGAAAAGCUGAUGAAAAAACUAGAACAAUUUCUGGCCUCAUGCAAGCUCGUUCCAUUCGAAGAAGAUGGAUCGCACAGGGAUAAGAUUAUGAUGUGUUUUUAUCAACAACCGGAUGCAGUACGUUGCCGGCAUUGUAAUGAAAGUUUUACCGAAUAUGUAGCUGCCACACAGCAUAUCCAGAUACACGAUCAUGGAAAAGAACAGAAUCCCGAACACAAAGCAAUGCCGGAGGACCAACCGAAUGUAGCUCCUGCUAGUAAUCGCGAAACCGUACAGAUCGAGAACCGGCCCAAUGGUAACUCUGCGACAAAUGGGGAAAAGCCACAGAAACAAAGAGAACUUGUGCCCAGUUUGGAUGUUCUGAAAAAGAGGUGCUUGGCGAAACAGAAUUUUAAGUACAGCAAAAGUUUGAAGAAAUUUCUGAAGAAAAAUAUCGAUAUUGUUAUUGACAUGGCGCUGGCAGAGGGCGAUGAGGUUAAAAGCGCUUCGGAGAACAAAAUGAUGGUAGAACAGUUGGUAGAAUGCCUAAAACCCCAUUACCCAGCAGUCAAAUGCUAUCCGUUUGGGUCUCGCAUCGUCGGUACCGGUUGUGCUACGAGUGAUCUGGACAUUUUCGUCGAUCUGCAAGAAGUGUACUAUGGGCGAAACGAUAAGCCCGGCGUGGAAAGUAUAACGGAAUCGAUCCUGAAGGUAGAGAAAAUCCUAAAAAAUACAAAGCAGUGGACUAUCGACGAAAUCAUUCUGAAUUGCCGCGUACCAUUGCUAAGAGUUAUUAGCCACGAGUUCGGCAUCCAAUGUGAUUUAACGUUCAGCAAUGGAUUGGCGCACCGGAACUCGUUGUUGCUAGAAUAUAUGUUUGAUUUACAACCAACGAGUCGUAUGUUGGUGUGCUAUUUGAAGCAAUGGAGCCGAGAAAGAUCGCUGAAUGGGUACACUAUCUCGCUGAUGGUAAUCUUUCUCUUCCAACUGAUGGACUGCUUACCAUCCGUGGCAUCACUGCAGCUAGAUCCAAAAAAUGACCUCAUCAUUGAUGGUUGGAAUGCAGGAUUUGCGACGCCUACUUUGGAGGAACUGAACAUAAAACUGGAACUGUCCGAGAUGAAGGAACUAGCAGACAAUUUUUUCCAGUUGUACAGUUUUCGCAGUUUUUAUACCAGCUGGUUCACGCUGGAAACUCAAAUCAUUAGCCCUUUUCAUGGACCGUCUUGGGGUUGUCCGCUGUUGAAGAAACAUUUCGGCUCACCGAAUUACUCUAAAGUACCGGCAACAAUGGAACGGCUCAAGCGCUACCUUUUAGAACAUAAACAUGACACGAGCUCCAAAUACCAAUUUGCUUACGAUAGACUAUUGGUCGUGCAGGAUCCGUUCGAGCUGUGCCACAAUGUAGCGAAAGCCAUGACGCCAGAAGUGGCCAUACGGAUUGUACACUCCUUUGAACUGAGCGCGAAGCUGCUCUAUGCAGAAAGUAACAAACAAAACCACUCUAACGUUGAAUAAAGCCACCAAUUUCAUUUUAUUAAA